GCUCAGAUGCGUGGUGGCAGACACAGCUUCAACCAAGGACUUGAGAGCAUACUGUAUUUGCGAGGACUGGGCCACAAAAAGCGAUUUACACCUCAAGAGUCUUAUGAUAUCGCAAAAACUAAGACGGUGCAGUACCCUCUGUACGAAGUGCAAUGGCUAGAAAAACGGACAUUCCCUCUUCUUACUAUGGUGAGCCUCGCAAGUUUGACCCAACUUUUAGAGGACCCAUCCAUAACAGGAGCUGCACUGACGUUGUGUGCUGUGUUAUCUUCGUCAUCGUCAUCCUCGGUUACAUCGCUCUGGGCACCGUGGCUUGGAUCCAUGGAGACCCCAGGAAGGUGGUCUACCCAACCGAUAGCCAUGGACAGUUCUGUGGCCAGCAGGGGACCCCUAAUGUAAAUAAAGCCAUAUUAUUCUACUUCAACAUAUUGCAAUGUGCCAAUCCUGCAGUCCUCAUUAACCUUCAGUGCCCUACCACCCAGCUGUGUGUCUCCAAGUGCCCUGACAGAUUUGCUACCUACCUGGACAUGCAAUACAACUACAGGUACAACAAGAGCUACUGGGAUUACUAUAGACAGUUCUGCAAGCCCGGCUUCGACAAUCCAAGCAAGCCAGUAGCACAAGUCUUACGAGAUGAAGACUGCCCAUCCAUGAUAGUGCCGAGCAGGCCAUUCCUUCAGCGGUGUUUCCCUGACUUCAUCACCAGGAACGGAACACUAACUGUUGCCAACAAGACUAACUUCAAAGAUGGACUAGGUAAAACGAGGAGUGUUGUCGAUCUCAGAGACGCUGCCAAGGAAUCCUCCUUUGCAACCAGAGAGAGCUGGACAGCUAUUUCAGGCCAAGUUACCGCCGUGCAGCAAGGAGUGGAAAGUGGCAUUACCAGUCUGCUUGAUGCCAAAGAGGUUGGCAUGAAGAUCUUUGAGGACUAUGCCAGUUCUUGGUAUUGGAUUCUAAUUGGUCUAGUUAUAACAAUGGUGGUCAGCCUGGCCUUUAUCCUGUUGCUGCGAUUCACUGCUGGUGUGCUGCUGUGGCUUAUCAUCUUUGGGGUUAUCGCUGCUGUGGGCUACGGUAUCUGGCACUGCUAUUGGGAGUUCAGCACAUUGCGAGGGAAGCCAGACGCCGAUGUCACAGUCUCAGAUAUUGGUUUCCAAACUGACUUCAGGGUUUACCUACAGCUUAGUCAGACCUGGCUGGUCUUCAUGAUCUCCUUGUCAGUCAUUGAGGUGGUCAUUGUGAUAAUACUUAUAUUUCUAAGGAGGAGAGUACGUAUUGCCAUCGCACUUCUGAAGGAGGGAAGCAAGGCAAUUGGCUAUAUUAUGUCCACCCUGUUCUACCCGAUCAUCACCUUUGUGCUGCUGGCCAUCUGCAUAGCCUACUGGGCUGUCACAGCAGUCUUUUUGGCAUCUUCUGGUGACGCAGUCUACAAAGUCAUGUCCACGCAGUCCAACUGCAUGUACUCCAACCUCACUUGUGAUCCAGAGACAUUUGGUCAGACCAAUGUCACCAAGGUAUGCCCAGGCUCCCAGUGCACAUUUGCCUUCUACGGAGGGGAAAGCCUCUACCAUCGCUACAUCUUCGUGCUGCAGUUGUGCAACCUGCUGGUGUUUCUGUGGCUGGUCAACUUCACCAUCGCCCUGGGCCAGUGCACUCUGGCCGGGGCUUUUGCAUCCUAUUAUUGGGCCCUGAAGAAGCCCAAUGACAUCCCCACCUGUCCCCUUUUCUCCUCCUUCAGCAGGGCCAUACGCUAUCACACAGGUUCCCUGGCUUUUGGUUCUCUGAUCCUGGCUGUGGUCCAAAUGUUCCGCAUAGUUUUGGAGUACCUGGAUCACAAACUUAAAGGUGCUCACAAUGCAUUCGCACGGUUCCUCCUCUGCUGCCUCAAAUGCUGCUUCUGGUGCCUGGAGCAUUUCAUAAAGUUCAUGAACAGGAACGCCUACAUCAUGAUAGCAAUAUAUGGGAAGAACUUUUGCACUUCAGCCAAGGAUGCUUUCUUUCUGCUGAUGAGGAACGUUGUGAGGGUGGCUGUCCUGGACAAGGUCACAGACUUUUUACUCUUCUUGGGAAAACUGCUUAUUUCAGGAAGUGUGGGUGUCCUAGCAUUCUUCUUUUUCACUCGUAAGAUACCAGUAAUUCAAGAGGAGGUGCCAUCUUUGAAUUACUAUUGGGUCCCCUUACUGACGGUGAUAUUUGGAUCCUACAUGAUUGCACAUGGCUUUUUUAAUGUCUAUGCCAUGUGUGUGGACACCUUGUUCCUGUGCUUUUUGGUGGAUUUGGAGGUCAACAACGGCACUGCUGCCCGCCCCUUCUACAUGAGCAGUACCUUAAGAAACAUACUCAACAAAAAGAACAGCAGAAGGAAAGAGAAGAGGUAGAGUGAAGGAGAGAAGGGGUAAGAGUUGGCUGGUUUAAACGAUGACCUAAGAAGACUGAAGAGAAAACCAGGGAUACUUUGGAGAUUUUAUGAAUUUAAGAAUAAACUAAUUAUGUGGUUUCAUCGGUGUUAUGCUUUUUGGGAGUUCUCUUUUGGAAAGUGUGAGCUAAAGACUGCGUGCCACACUGGUAAAAAUGUAUAUUGUUGGGGCCAAAUAAUGCAUGAAUUAGUUGGUAUGGCCUGGUAUAAACGGCACUAAAGUUGUCAAAAAGGGUGAGUGAUUUCUGCAUGUUUUUUUAAGGAUUUUUGCCAGACUGGAUUUCAUGCUUUUCCCAGAUUAGUGGUGGUCCACAAGGUGGUGCAAUCUUAAGAAUCCCCGAUGUAUAGUAUUGUGUCAAGAAAGCAUAAUAAACAGUUGAUUAAGGUUUAUUGUUAAAUGCUUAUUACUUGCCAUGUAUGAUUAUAGCCCACAAGAUCAUUUUAUUUUCUCAUAUUGAGAAAUGUAUAGUGUCCAUUAUUCAUCUCUAAUUUAGCACUGUACUAUGAGUAUGUAAUAUCAUUAAAAUUAAAGUGUUUCAUUCUUAAGUGCCUUAUUUUUACUUUUUUUACAAGCACGUUGAAUGUUUAAUUGUGUUGAAAUGAAAUAAUUUGCUUGAUGUUUCACUGGAUAGAAUCAAAUACUGAAGUGGACAGAUUCAUUUUUAACACCAUGUGUAGUUCAAUAGAAGGAUAUUGAGUGUUAAUGUCAGUGUCAUAGUUUCCUAUAUGCAAAAAAAAAAAUCCUGUCUUUGAAUGCACCAUUCCCACUUUGUCAAUUUUAUUCGGCAAGUUCUAUAAACAAUGUAUGCACAAAUGUAUUACAGCUUAACAGUCCACAUGGUGUUGUUUUUACUUCUAUUUUUAUAUAUAUUGAUAACUUAAUUUCAGUGAAUUAACUAUGCAUGUUAGUGUUUUCUAGUUGUGUUUUUUUGUAUAGCCCACUGUUGAUAUGUACUGUACUGUUGCUCUGACCUUUCCUUGAAAUACAGAAAUCAGAUAACAUUGAAGUACAUAGUGGUUUCCCCCCUCUGUGAACUUAAUUAUUUUGUUUCACCUCAGUCAUGUACUGGAGAGACAAAGAUUAUUGUUUAAAGUGUCAACCAAAAAAUGUUGUACCUUGAAUUAUUUAUGGAACUGCACUAAUUGUUACAGGUCAUUUGAAUAUAUUGUAAUGUAUUCUAAGAUAAUGUCACCUUUCUUCUGGACUUUUUGUAUCGCAAGUGCUUGUAUGUAACUUAAUUUACAAAUGUUGUAAUAAACAGCUGUUGUUAUGAGAAAGUAUUUGUAACAAACUGAUG
Messenger RNA from Osmerus eperlanus (European smelt), 3711 nucleotides. It is a transcript of the gene slc44a5b, whose product is annotated as solute carrier family 44 member 5b. NCBI's taxonomy places the organism in Eukaryota, Metazoa, Chordata, Actinopteri, Osmeriformes, Osmeridae. The transcript is spliced from 24 exons. Gene Ontology annotation, molecular function: transmembrane transporter activity. Bases 153 to 2375 code for a protein of 740 amino acids. The record is from RefSeq and is a predicted model, not a curated record. Gene Ontology annotation, biological process: transmembrane transport.